Molecule: messenger RNA, 1263 nt
Organism: Plenodomus lingam JN3
Lineage: Eukaryota; Fungi; Ascomycota; Dothideomycetes; Pleosporales; Leptosphaeriaceae
Source: RefSeq, a predicted model, not a curated record
AUGCGCGCUCCUAAUCAUGACCAAGUGAGCCUUGUGCAAGCGCUUGUAUACAAGUUCUUCGAUGUCUUUGACGCCACAAAAGACUUGUACCAGACCCUGACGAUCAAGGAGCAACGAGAUUACGAAGAGACGCUGCGGUCCAAAGGCUAUCCUAGCUCAAGACGGAUAGAGUAUGUCCAUGAUGAGGCAUUGGGAAGUGAAAAAGGCAUCACCAUGGAUAAAGCGGCAGUCAAACGUCAAUUCGAGAUUGGCUAUUCGACACUUGGUGCAGAGUUUGCCAUAGGCGACGCAUCAUCUACUCCAAUUGCUGACCCUGCAUUCGCCAAUCAAAGACUCAUUGCUACGUUCUUGUAUGGACCCACAUCAACCGACUCAAUCUCCAGUCAGCUAGCAAAUGUCAACGCAGCAUCGAGGACGGCAGGGAUGGCGACGGUUGAUAUCCUGAAAGACUUGCAGCAUCGGCAGGAAGGACUGCUGCCAUCCGCUCCUCGUUCGAUACACGCACAAACCGCCCGUCCAUCCUUUACGCAUGAACCAUCUCAGCCAUCUGCUGCUAGCGGUGAGAGGUCCACCUCGACAGCCCUGAUGAAGUACAACCCGCCGGCGCCACCACGAAGCGGUAGUCCAGUCAAUACAACUACGCUCACCUGGAGAGGUAGACCGAAAUCCGAGAGGACUGAUACAGACACGACGUCGAUGACCGGUCCCACAUCCAUGGGAUUGAGCUCGACACCUAAUGGCCUGUUUUGCCUAUAUGCCAGCGACUUGCAGCGGCACAGAGAUCAAACCCUUGCCUCCAGCAUAACCUCUGACUCAGUACCAAGCUGCCCACACUGCAAGGGAUCGCUUCAUCUGUCAGCCGGAAAAGCGUGGGAGAUUAUAAAGGAAGAUGAUGGUUUCGAUCGGUGUUUCCACGUUUCCAACCGCUUCGUGGUCAAAUGCCACAGGGAUGGUCCAGAUGGACAGUAUGCCUGUGUCCUCUGCGCGGAAAGCGGAUCGAACCACACGAUUUGCGGUGAUGUAAAGGCCCUGGUGAAGCAUCUCUGGUCUGAUCAUUCGAUUCGCGAUUUGAAGCACGAAGAAGACAUUGUAGAAGUCAUUGAGCAGCCGGCCGACAGCCGACGCGACAGCGGGCUCGGGCACUGUACAUCACGGAGCAGUAGACGAAGUAGCCUAGCGUCUAGUAGAAGACGCAAAAGUCUGCCGGCAUAUGAGCGCGAAGUUGAUAUUUUCGAUACCAGGUCGCUGAGGCGUCGUGUGUAA